Molecule: messenger RNA, 5508 nt
Organism: Sciurus carolinensis (gray squirrel)
Lineage: Eukaryota; Metazoa; Chordata; Mammalia; Rodentia; Sciuridae
Gene: Wscd2
Product: WSC domain containing 2
Exons: 11
Coding region: 1918-3864 (648 amino acids)
Source: RefSeq, a predicted model, not a curated record
AGAGAGCUGGAGGCUGGGACUGGGGAGAAGGGCUCCUUCAGUCAGUGCGCCCCCAUCCAAGCCCUUCCAGCAGCCGAAGCAUCAUUUUUGGAGCCCACUCUCCGCUGUAGCAGAGCCACUGGGAGGGCUGGAGGUCACCACCCACCCCUACCGCGCCCAAAGGGAUCCUCUUUAGGUGAGAUGCAGGGGGCAGUUUCGGGGGCUGCUCCCUGGGACCAUCCAGACGGCAGCCUGGGAGGUGCGAGCUCUGCAGCAGAGGUUCUGGAAGAGCUCAGGGGUAGCCAGCCCCAGCUCUGGGGAGGUGGGCAGACGCCCCACGCUCCAGGCCCCUGGGCACUCUGCUGAGCCCUGCAGAGCCCUGUACAGCCAGAGAGUUCGGCCAGCUUAUUUUUCCUCCCAGUGAAGAGCAUGCCCCGAAGAGGCCACCUAGACCCCAGGGAUCAUUUUGGAGCUCUCCCUGUGGCCACAGCCACCUAAAGGACACUGUGUUUCCUUGCUGGGGCCCCAACCGGAGGCAGAGGUCGUCUUGAUGUUCUGGUGCAUACCUGCUAUACCUGUGAGACAGGGAUUGGACGUGCUGGUGGCCAAGCCCCACAGUCAGAACUCAUCCCUGGCCCUGUAAUUGUCCCCUGCUGGGGCUCAGUACCUGCCUCUGGAGAGUGGCAUUGCUGUGUGCUUCUCAGUUCUUGGGACGUGUGGUGGGAUUUUGAGAAACUCCUGCCCUUGUUGGGAUUCUGAUCUGUGGACAGGAUAGAAUCUUCUCCUAGCUGCCAAAACCCCGGAAUUCCUUAGGGACAUCAGAGGCCAGGGCUUGACUCAUUGAAAAAAGCCCCAGCUCCAGAUCAGGAGGUUAAUUUGCUGUGUGUCUUUGGGCAACUCACUAGACCGCUCUGGGUUCUAGCUGCUGCUUCUCUAAAGUGAAGAGGUUUCAUGUAUCCUCGGAGGGUCCCGUUCAGAUACUCCACGGCCCCCAGCAGUGUCCCAGAGGAGGUUUUCAGCACCCAGGAGUUGGUGUGAUUUGGUGUUUAAGAGGCCCAGGAGAGACCGGAUCCAAGUUUGACCAGAGGCUCCCCCUCCCAGCUCCUGCACCCCUGUAAGAUGGCGGGUCCCCGGUUCCUGCUUUGGGAGGGUGCUAGGCUGCUGACUGUGGUCUAGCAACGCAGAGGGCUCAACACUGAUAGCAACCGGCUGUGUGGGCCUCUGGGUGCUGUUUCCCGGGGGAGGCUGACUCUGUCCCACCCAAGCACCAGGGGAUCCUCCGGUGGGGACAGGGCCCUGGCUCUCCAGUCACCUGAUACCUGCAGUCCCCGCCCCCUCUCUGCUGCUUCAUAAAACACCACUGGACCAGCUGCUCCUGGUGGGGAGCCCAGGGCGUCUGGGAGGCCUCUGUGCACCCAGCUGCUGCGUCGCCAUGACAACAGGAAGUGGAGGUGACAGCCGCAGGCCCGCCGGUUUCUGAUCCCAGAGAGCAGACGCUCUGAGCCUGAGCCCCGGUUGGGAGAAGAGGCCAGAAUCAAGGCCCUGGUGCGAUCAUCCAGCUCCACGGGCCUGAGGAGCCAGCAGGGGCCAGGAGCCGCCGGCCCCAAAACCUCUGCUAAAUUGCCAUUUUCAGCGUCGUUCGGGAAUUCUGAGGUGAAGAACAAGAUGUAGGGACAUGGGACCUCCUCCUGAGAGGCCCCUUUCUUGGUCUCAAGAAGCCCACCUUGACCUUGACCUUGACCUUGGGUGGCCUUUCUCUUGGCUUCAACCAGGUGCGGGACCUGUCCUUGGCCUCUGGCCUUGGCAGCCACCUUUGCAGGUGGAGGAAGACUGAGGACCCCCGGGGGUGCCAUCCCUAGGGGAAGCCCGGAACCCCGAGGCCCCUCCGUCACCUCCCAGCCAACUCAGCCCCGGGAGCCAGUCCGGAAUGACCCCACUAUGGCCAAGCUCUGGUUCAAAUUCCAGCGGUACUUCCGCAGGAAGCCCGUGCGCUUCUUCACCUUCCUGGUGCUCUACCUGACCGCCGGGAGCCUGGUCUUCCUGCACUCUGGCUUCGUGGGCCAGCCCGCCGUCUCCCAGAGCCAGGCCAGCCCAGCCGGGGGAGGCCCUGCCCAGGGGAACGAGCUGCCCUUCGUGGGCGACCUGCACCUGGCCCGGGGCUUCCGGGAGGGCGAAGCCUCCAGCAUCGCCCGCAGGCACGGACCCUCGUUCAAGGGCAAGGACGCCAAUGAGAGAGCCAAGCUGGGCGACUACGGGGGUGCCUGGAGCCGAGCCCUCAAGGGGAGAGUCCUCCGGGAAAAGGAGGAGGAGCGAGCCCAUCGGGAACCAAGGGCUUUGCUGAUUUUCACUGAAUUCCGUGGGCGGAACACGUCACCUAGAACGCGUGCUCGGCUGACAGCAUCCCUAGUAGAAUUUUUGUUUCCACUUUUCGGGGAGAAAAAUCCUACUUCCAAGAGCUCGAAUGACAUUCAGAGAUUCCCAUGGUGCUGUCCUCGGGAUUGGAGCCUAGACCUGCCUGACUCCGGGACAGCGAGUCACCUCCUGUCACCAGUCUGUUCACGAGCGUUUGCCAAGUACAUCGGCUGCUACCUCGACGACACCCAGCGGCGGGCCCUGAGAGGCGUGUCCUUUUUCGACUACAAAAAGAUGACCGUCUUCCGUUGCCAGGACAACUGUGCUGAACGGGGUUACCUGUACGCCGGGCUGGAGUUCGGCGCCGAGUGCUACUGCGGCCACAAGAUCCAGGCGGCCAACGUGAGCGCGGCCCAGUGCGACAUGGAGUGCAAGGGCGAGCGGGGCAGCGUGUGCGGCGGCGCCAACCGCCUCUCCGUCUACCGGCUGCAGCUGGCGCAGGAGUCGGCCCGCAGGUAUGGAAGUGCGGUAUUCCGAGGAUGCUUCCACAGACCCGAGAACCUCUCCCUGGCCUUGCCUGUGACAGCCGCCAUGCCGAACAUGUCUGUGGACAAGUGUGUGGAUCUCUGCACAGAGAAGGAGUACCCGCUGGCCGCCCUCGCGGGCACCGCCUGCCACUGCGGCUUCCCCACCACGCGGUUCCCGCUGCACGACCGGGAGGAGGAGCAGCUGUGCGCGCGGAAGUGCAGCGCGGAGGAGCUGGAGAGCUGCGGGACGCCCCGCCACUUCGUCGUCUACCAGACGCAGGUCCAAGACAACCGCUGCAUGGACAGAAGGUUCCUCCCAGCCAAGUCCAAGCAGCUGAUCGCUCUGGCCAGCUUCCCAGGCGCGGGCAACACGUGGGCCCGCCACCUCAUCGAGCUGGCCACCGGCUUCUACACCGGCAGCUACUACUUCGACGGGUCCCUGUACAAUAAAGGCUUCAAGGGCGAGCGGGACCACUGGCGCAGCGGAAGGACCAUCUGCAUCAAGACACACGAGAGCGGCCGCAAGGAGAUCGAGGCCUUCGACGCGGCCAUCCUGCUCAUCCGCAACCCCUAUAAGGCCCUGAUGGCCGAGUUCAACCGCAAGUAUGGAGGUCACAUCGGCUUUGCGGCCCACGCGCACUGGAAGGGCAAAGAGUGGCCGGAGUUCGUGCGCAACUACGCCCCCUGGUGGGCCACCCACACGCUGGACUGGCUCAAGUUCGGCAAGAAGGUGCUGGUGGUGCACUUCGAGGACCUGAAGCAGGACCUGUUCGUACAGCUGGGCCGCAUGGUCCGCCUGCUGGGCGUGGCGGUGCGGGAGGACCGGCUCCUGUGCGUGGAGAGCCAGAAGGACGGCAACUUCAAGCGCUCGGGGCUGCGCAAGCUGGAGUACGACCCGUACACGGCCGACAUGCGGCGCAGCAUCUCCGCCUACAUCAAGACGGUGGACGCGGCGCUGCGGGGGCGCAACCUCACCGGCGUCCCCGACGACUACUACCCCAGAUGAUGCGGCAGGCCGGGGGGCCGGCAGCCCCGGCCGCCCCCGCUCGCCCGUCCUCUCUGGUUUGGGGACAGCCCGUGACCGCGGUUUGCCCUCGGCGACUUUCCUGCAUGGCCGAGGAGGCUCGAGGGAAGACAUGGUCCAGGGCCCCGCGCCCUCGCGCCGCCCCUUCCCUCUUGGAGAUGCGGGCCACCUGGCGGGGGCAGGUCUGGUCACAGGCUCCAGAGUCCCUGCACCCACCACUCCGGGUUCCACCGGUGGGCUCCCCGGUUCACUGUCGUCAUGGAGAUGAGCAGAGUCCCCUCCCCCCGGGGCCAGCUGCUGGAGCGACGACUCCAGGGGCGGGUGUUAGGAGCGCAUCCCGGGCUGCACCUCCACAGCCGCCUCUCUCCCUUCCCUUGGGGAAGCCCUGGCGCUGACAUGGCCCAGGUCACCUCUUGUUUGGGAGGAAGUGCUGGCUGCGCCUCCGAGGCCUUAGGUUCCCGGCGUCCGGGUAGGAGGAGGAGACCUGGUGCCCAGGGCUGAGUGGGCACCGCCAGGCGGGGUCACUGGCGUGGUGAGCGCACCCCAGGCAGGCCACGCGGUAUGGAGAAAAAGCCGGUCGCUCCUCCCCCGCUAGGGCCGAAUCGCACCUCUUCUUCCCGCAACUGUGUCUAGGAGGUGAACUUGGGGUCCCGGAUCGCUUUUCCAGGGCUCCUCCCCCGACAGGAGACCCUCAUGCCGGUGCAACGUGAGACAGCCCAGCGACGCGAGGUGGGGGUCUUAACACCUUGUUCUUACACUGCCCUUGGGACCCCUAGCGGUGGGGUGCUGUGCUACCCGGUGAGAGAGCCAGGGUGCUCCAGACCAGACGCAACCAGGCCCGGAAGAGAAGCCCCUGCCUGCCCAGAGAUCAGCCUCCCCUUGACCACAGCCCAACAGGACCCACUUCCCCUGGGGGCCCUCCAAGGAACCGGGUCACCAAGGGCUCAUCAUCUCCACCACACCGCUGCUCUCUUGACGCUGAGACACCAAACCAAAGGAUUUCUGAGGACCUGAGUCACUGAUCACACAUUUUAAAAAGCACUGAUCCAGGAUCCCCUCCCUUCCCCCACGUGGGAUCCCGCGGCUUUCCAUCCGGUCCACCGGACACUCCCUGAUGUAGAUGCAAAAGCCAUAGGUCACAGCCUCUUUGCUGUUCUGUCUGGGGCGGCCUCCUCGGGCCUCCCUCUGAAGUCUUGGGGUGCAGCACGUACUCAUUCCCAAACAGCAAAGUGGCCCUGGGCAAGGCAAGCAAAAGAGAUAUAUUUUUUUAAGAGGUAUAUGACUAAUACAUUCCAUCCCCCAGACCCUGGCCAUGCAAAGAGACCACACAGGAAUUGAACCUGUUUUCCUUCUCCAAUUCCCUCAUCAUUAGGAUUGGGGCCACCCCGGGGCUCGGCCGGGGGGCUCUGAAUGUAUUUUGUAAGGCGUUCCUUCCCCCAGGCUAAUUUCUAGUCUUCUUUCACGAGCAGCCGUGGGCCUGGCCUCGCUCCGGCUUGGAGGCCAGCUCUCUCUGGGAGACUCGGUCCAAGACCUGGGCCAGUUCUUUGCUGGUGGUCACCUUUGACCCCAAGUUUCUGUCUGAAGAUUCCUCAGGUCAACAUAACCAUUAAAUGAGAGUUUUGUCGA